Molecule: messenger RNA, 486 nt
Organism: Diabrotica balteata
Lineage: Eukaryota; Metazoa; Arthropoda; Insecta; Coleoptera; Chrysomelidae
Source: the annotation of a GenBank genome assembly
AUGUCUAGGCUACCAAUCAAUGUUUUUAUUUUAGGUUUAACUAUAACCACAUUUUCAAGAUUGGUUACUUGUGAGGCUGAAAAUGGAGUGGCAAUAAAAAACAAGUACACAAGUUUGGUGUUGAGCAGUCAAAAUGACGAAGUUACAACCACUUUUUUUGACGAUGAGGAUGGUACUAUGGUAUGGAAUAUCACCCCAGCGAAAAAUGAUUCUGAUAUUUACUUUAUUGUAAAUGAAGGAAAUGGUAAAGUGCUGGAAGCUAGAACGCCAACUCUUCCGGUAAUGGCCAAUAAAAGCAAUAACGACCACCAAAAAUGGAAACUAGACAACAAAGGAAAAAUAACCUCUGUAGCCUAUCCUGAUAGAUUUUUGACCUAUGACGAGAAUCUGAACGCAGUUUUAAAUAAUACUCUAGACACAUUAGAAGCGGAUCAGUGGUUAUUCCAAAAACCGCAAGAAGACCCUUUAGGAAGACAUUUAUGGUGA